AUGAAGAAGCUAUGUUCCAACUGUCUUCAUACAGGACACACGAAUUUAAAAGAUUGCUCUAGUCGUUUUCGGUGUCUGCACUGUAGUCAACCUCACCACACGAGUAUCCACAGCAACAAGGCUGCUUCCGGCUCUCACCCGAAGCCCACUUCGUCUCACACCGGUUGCCUACAGACCAAAACAUCGCCCAAAACCGUGAAUCACACAUCAACAGAAGUAUUCCCUUUCGUCUUCCUCAAAACGGCCAUAGCCAAUGUUUCUUCUCAUCAUGCCUCUCACUCGGCUAAUCUACUGAUUGACGAUGGUUCACAGCUCACCUAUAUCAACGCUCAACUCGCAAACAUCCUUCAUUUGCAUCCCAUUCGACGAGCAUUGCUGUGUCUCUCUGGAUUCAAAGGUUUUUCUGCCUCUUCUCCAGAACCAAGCUAUUAUGACGUAGUCAACCUUUGGCUCAAUGGUUUAAAUGGCAAUCGCGUCCAAAUUCAAGCGGUGGUCCUCCCUACAAUCGUAGAACCACUGGAAGAUCCUUAUCGUACUGCUCUCUUAUCCCUACCCCAUCUGAAGAAUAUUGUUUUGGCACACCCUCCAACGUCUAACGUUAAUUUUUCCGUCGAUAUUUUGAUUGGUGCUGACUCUUACUGGACCAUCGUUGACGACGAGAACGUGCACGUUCAAGGCCCUACGGCCGUCAACAGCCUUAUUGGUUACCUUAUCUCAGGUCCCCUUCCUGGAGCCGUCACUUCAAGUCAAAGAUCUUCCUAUCACAUUUCUGCCAGUCACCCUGGCGACGUUGAUCGUUUAUGGUCACUAGAAGCGAUUGGAAUAUUCCCAGAUGACGAGAAAGAUACCGAUGCAUCCAUUUAUCAGGCCAACUCAAUUUCUUUCCAAAACCGCCAGUACACAGCGAAUCUACCUUGGAAACCUACUCAUCCCGAGCUGCCUUCUAAUUACUUAAUCUGUCAAAAACGACCCCGAAACACAGUUCAAAGCCUGUUGAAGAAAUCACAAAUACUUCCACUCUACAGCAAGAUCAUCCGCGAUCAACUCACAGCUGGUUUCAUCGAAAAGGUUCCGCGCUCUCUUCCAACAAUUCGGAGUUGCCGUUACAUCCCACACUUUGCAAUGAUAAAAGAUUCAGCAACAACUCCCAUCCGCAUAGUGUAUGACUGCUCCUGUAAAACUCGUUCCGGGAUCAGUCUCAACGACUGUCUUUUGACUGGACCCCCCCUUCAAAAUGAUACGUUGCACAUUCUUCUUCGCUUCCGGAUUCACCAUAUCGGUAUUUCAUCCGAUAUUGAAAAAGCAUUCCGCAGGGUAUUGCUUUACGAAUCCGAUCGUGAUUUUGUCCGCUUUCUGUGGCUCAGCGACGACUCAGACCCUGAUUCUGAUUUUGAUAUCUACCGUUUUAAAGUUAUUCCCUUUGGAGCCAGUUGCAGCCCCUUUAUUCUGAAUUGUGUCAUCAAGGAACAUCUUUAA
This is a messenger RNA of Daphnia magna, 1476 nucleotides long. RefSeq lists its product as uncharacterized. Bases 1 to 1476 code for a protein of 491 amino acids. The record is from RefSeq and is a predicted model, not a curated record. The transcript has a single exon. NCBI's taxonomy places the organism in Eukaryota, Metazoa, Arthropoda, Branchiopoda, Diplostraca, Daphniidae.